Stylophora pistillata is the source of this 807-nucleotide messenger RNA. RefSeq lists its product as uncharacterized. The record is from RefSeq and is a predicted model, not a curated record. Lineage: Eukaryota; Metazoa; Cnidaria; Anthozoa; Scleractinia; Pocilloporidae.
AUGGCAUAUUGUUAUGCUUCCGGUGAAAGAGUUGGUAGACCAGGUUCAAGAAAUAUGCUUCUUGUAGAUGAGUUGUUUAUGUUUUGUGUGCAACUCAAGCUUGGUUUAUUUGAGCAGGACUUAGCAAAUAGGUUUCAGAUACACAGAUCACCAGUUUGCAGAAAAGUGAUCACAGAGACUAACUUUUUUCUUGGGAGUCAAGUGAUCUGGCCAUCAAGGGAAGAUGUCAAUAGCUAUAUGCCAGAAGGUUUCAAAAGGUUUUAUGCAAGCAUGCGUGUUAUAUUAGAUUGUACUGAGAUUUUUGUGCAAACACCUACCUCACUGCUACUUCAGUCACAGCUUCAUUCUACUUAUAAAAGUAAUACUACACUAAAAGGCUUAAUAGGUAGUACCCCUUAUGGAACUAUUAGUUUUGUUUCUAGCCUCUACACUGGAGGGAUAAGUGAUAAGGGAAUCACAAGGUGCAGUGGAAUUCUAGAUUUGUUAGAGCCUGGGGACUCGGUCAUGGCCGAAAAAGGGUUUGACAUUGAAGAUUUGCUGAGGGAGAAGGGAGUGGAGCUAAAUAUCCCUCAGUUUCUAGAAAGUCUGGAACAAAUCUCUGCCCAAGAUGUUCAGAAAACAAAGACAAUAGCAUGUUUGAGAAUACAUGUUGAAAGAGCAAUGAGGAGGGUCAAAGGAUACCACUUUUUUGGUUCUGAUGUGCAAUUGACUACAUUGGGUUCAGUCAAUCAGUCAUGGACUAUAGCCUGCCUUCUUACAAAUUUCCAGAGCCCGCUAAUCUUAUCUAAUAGUAACAAUGAGCCAUAG